GGAGCUGUUCUUCCUUGUUUUUGUCUGUCUUGCAGCUUAAGCAAGUCAGAAAAAAUGUGUGAGUCUCUGCUUGAGCACAAGUUGCCCUUGUUCUCCUUUUCGAAUCAAGUGUCACAUUGACUCCAAUCCUGUGUUGGAAGCAUGUGGGGAACUGCAGCACCUCAGCUCAGCACAAUGUCUCCAUCAGGCUGGAAGGAAGCCCAAAACCAAAACUGCACUGGCCAAAAUGCAUCCUCUACAGAAACCCCAAGUACCUCCUAAACCUGUCCAUCUCAAACCUGGGCAGGAAAGAAUUCCUCCUGCACCAUCUCGGCCUUUGCCAGCUGAUCCCAAGUCAUCAAGGAGCUUAGCACCUGGAGAGGAAGAAAUACCAAUAUCAGCAGGAGUCAACACGCUCAUUGAGAAAUUUGAAAGUAUUAGGCAACCUGUACAUAUUCUUCAAAGAAACCAGCUAAAUUUGGCUCUUAAGAUGGAACCUGGCCUGGACUCAUCCAAGCAGACGAGCUUGUGUGACUGUGACACAGCAGCUUCUGGUGGCUCUUCCACAAGUGACAAAACUGAAUUGGAUGAGGCCGAGCCCAAUGUACCGUGCAGCACGGAUCUGACUAACACAGACAUCAUGAAAAUUAAAGAGCUGAGCAUAGGUGACAACAAAAGCCAUGAAGACUGUACUGCUGUGACUGUGAGCAAAGAGCCCCAAGAAGAGCUUGGCAAUAAAGACUCAAGUGCAGAACUGAAUGGGAGUGGUAAAAUUCCCAACAGAGACAGCGGCAUUGACAGUCCUUCUUGUAGUGUGGCUGGGGAAACGUUCCCCAGUGAAGAAGGGGCAGAGCAGAGGAAGCCCAGCAUGGCUGGGAACCCAGGAGAGGUGGAACCUGACAGAAAGGGCACCAAACCUUCCUCUGUAGAGCAGAAGAGAGACUCCAUGCAGGAUGAGGACAGUGACAUUGAUGAAGGAAGCAGUGAGGAGCAAGAGAUAGCAGAAGUGCCAAAGUUAGAGUAUUUGGAUGUAAACAAGUGUACAGAGCCCCAAAAGCUUUUCAACAUCGCCAAUGAGCUGCUCCACACGGAGGAAGCGUAUGUUAAAAGACUCCAUCUCUUGGACCAGGUUUUUUGCACUAAAUUGUCUGAAGCAGGGAUUUCAUCUGAUGUGAUAACAGGCAUCUUCUCAAAUAUUUCUUCCAUCUACUGUUUCCAUGGACAAUUUCUUCUUCCUGAGCUCAAAACAAGAAUUACACAAGAAUGGAGUGUCAACCCACGGCUGGGAGAUAUCCUGCAGAAACUUGCUCCUUUUCUGAAAAUGUAUGGAGAAUAUGUAAAGAACUUUGACAGGGCCAUGGACAUAGUGAACACAUGUAUGCAGCGGUCCUCUCCCUUCAAAGAUGUUGUUCAGAAUAUACAGAAACAGGAGGUGUGUGGAAACCUGACUUUGCAGCAUCACAUGCUUGAACCAGUGCAAAGGAUUCCUCGUUAUGAGCUUCUCCUGAAGGACUACUUAAAGAAACUUCCAGAAGAAUCUCCAGACAGGAAAGAUGCUGAAAAGUCACUGGAGCUGAUAUCAACAGCAGCAAACCAUUCCAAUGCAGCCAUCCGGAAGAUGGAAAAGAUGCACAAGCUUUUGGAAGUCUAUGAGCGCCUGGGUGGUGAAGAGGAUAUUGUUAACCCGGCCAAUGAGCUCAUUAAAGAAGGACACAUUCAGAAACUUUCAGCAAAGAAUGGCACAGCACAGGAUAGGUAUUUAUUCCUGUUUAACAGCAUGGUGCUGUACUGUGUGCCAAAACUGAGGCUGAUCGGCCAGAAGUUCAGUGUCCGAGAGAAGAUGGACAUUGCAGGACUGCAGGUCCAAGAAAUUGCCAAGCAAAAUGUGGCCCAUACAUUUUCCAUAACAGGAAAAAAGAGAUCAUUGGAACUACAAGCCAGGACAGAAGAGGAGAAGAGGGAAUGGAUUCAUGUCAUUCAAGCCACAAUAGAAAAGCACAAACAGAACAGUGAGACCUUCAGAGCUUUCAAUAGCUCUUUUUCACAAGAGGAGGAGCAUCUUCCUGAUUCCUCAAUAGCCAGCACCAGCUCAGUGGAAUCAAUGCCAGGAGCAGAUGGUGGUGGUGCAUUAGGAGGGAGUGAUUCCUCUAGGAAAUCUUCCAAAUCCAAGCGAGACAAAGAGAAACAGUCUUGUAAGAGCUGCAGUGAGAGCUUUAACUCCAUCACGAAGAGGCGGCACCACUGUAAGCAGUGUGGGGCAGUGAUCUGUGCAAAAUGCUCCGAGUUUAAGCCACUUGCAGAUAACAGCCGCCACAAUCGAGUGUGUAAAGAGUGUUUCCUGCAGCUCCCAGCAAGCCCCUGCAGCCCUGGGGUGGAAGCAGUUGGGGAGCAGAAGAAAAGACUAGCUGCAGAGAAGCAAAGCAUCCUUGCGGCUGAAAACAGCCUCUUCAGCAGCUACCUCCAGUUCCUUGAGAAAGGGAAGACUUGGUACAAAGUGUGGGUGACCAUCCCCAGGAAUGAGCCUCUUGUUCUGUAUCUGCAAGGCAGCAGCCAGGAAGGACGGAGCCCACGGCCCAUCCCUCUGCCUGGCUACGAAGUCAGUUUACCAGGUUCCGGUGAGAAGUUUGAAGUGAAGAACGUUUUUAAGCUUUGCCAGUCCCAUCAAAUUCUCUAUUUCAGUGCAGAAGAUGAAGAACUGCAGAUGAAAUGGAUGGAAAUUCUCACCAAAGCUGCCAAAGGGGAGACUGAGGAUACAGCUGAAGGGCUCAGCAACCCUUAGAGCAAAUUUCAUUUAGUUUCUUUCAUACAUGCUAUAAACCAUCACUUGAAUUUGGCAUUCAUGGCACUUUGGAAUCUGUAUGGCUUUAUAUUUUCAUGUGUCUGCAUAGGAAAUUCAGUGGUUUCUCACCUUUCAUUGUACAUUUUUCACGUACAGUAGUUACCUGCCAUAUAUUAUGUUAAAGGAAAAAGUAGUUAUAGUUGGUGGUGGUGGUGUCAAUGCUGGUUUUAAAACAAAAGACAAGGAGCAAAGCAUUCAUUUUAACAGAGGUAAUGGAAUACCAUCAGUCUUUUGUUUUCCUAAAUGUAUAUUUUCCAGUCCUUUUGAUUGCUGUUGAGUGCAGGAUGUGUAUAGUCUGUGAUUAGUUCUAUAAAUGCUGCCUCUUAAGUUAAAUGUUGUAAAGGCUUGUGCUGGCCACUGACAUUCCAUUUUCUGCCUCGCCCUCCUGGUAAGGUCUUUGUGAUGUGUGAGCAAUGUACUGAGUAUUUUCUGGUUGCUAAAACCAUGUCUCUGCUAUUUUGAGAUGACCUGUUCAAAUGACAAAUACUGUAGAACGGACUUCUAAAACUGACUGCAAAUGGUGCAGAACAGAACAUUAAGAAGCCUCAUUGAUUUUAAGCAUUUAUUAUAUUGAUUGCUUUCUUCUGGAACCAAUACCUUCCUUCCUUCUAUUGGAACCCAUUUUGAUGUAAGUGAACAAACAUUUUAUACUGCAAACUGGGUUAUGAUCAAUAAACAAGAACAUUUUUAGUACACACCA
Messenger RNA from Pseudopodoces humilis (Tibetan ground-tit), 3518 nucleotides. RefSeq names its product FYVE, RhoGEF and PH domain containing 3 (gene FGD3). Gene Ontology annotation, cellular component: cytoplasm. Gene Ontology annotation, molecular function: metal ion binding; guanyl-nucleotide exchange factor activity. Lineage: Eukaryota; Metazoa; Chordata; Aves; Passeriformes; Paridae. Gene Ontology annotation, biological process: cytoskeleton organization; filopodium assembly. The record is from RefSeq and is a predicted model, not a curated record.